Ostrea edulis (European flat oyster) is the source of this 1981-nucleotide messenger RNA. RefSeq lists its product as uncharacterized. Lineage: Eukaryota; Metazoa; Mollusca; Bivalvia; Ostreida; Ostreidae. The transcript has 7 exons. The record is from RefSeq and is a predicted model, not a curated record. The coding region runs from base 126 to 890 and encodes 254 amino acids.
UUCAAGCAGAGCUACAACCAAGAAUGAGGAGUAUCAGAGUGUAGGUUAAUGGGAGAGAUGAUAUCCCAGACUCGCAAUCAGCACACAAACCUGCUUUGACACAUGACUCCUAUUAAAAUCCACCUAUGACAUCAUUCUUUUGUUCGAACACUCCAUUAUUUUUCAGGAAUGGAGUGUUCGGAAAUGACCAAUCUAUGGCUACUCCUUGUGUCAGUGAAGCUGCCUCCAUGUAUGAACCAUCAGGCUCCAGUUCAGAUGAAUCACGGCUUGAUAUGGAGGGUGAAGUACCACACAACCCUUUAGAAGAAAGGAAGUUCAUUGUGAGCGAAUCUCAGCUACUUGAUCUGUUCAACUGCUGCAAGAUGUGCCAUCGGUUUGCCAGAGCAGAUGUGCAGCAGGUAGUUGGGACCAUGAUCCGGAUUGCUACGGAAUGUAUGUUUUGUGGAUACUCCUGGCAGUGGUGCAGUCAGCCAUCCAUUGGAACCAUACCAGCUGGGAACAUUGCCCUGUCUACCAUCAUCCUGUUUUCUGGAGCCCUGGCAGCAAAGGUUUUACGUGUCCUGCAGUGUAUGGGGGUUGCCACCAUUUCAUGCAGAACCUUUGCCACCCAUCAGUCCUCCAUUUUGUUCCCUUCCAUUGCCCGUGUAUGGAACAGCCAACAGAUGGAGUAUGUUAGGCGAUGUCAGCAGAAGGGACAGCCCCUUGUCAUUGGUGAGGAUGGUCGAGCUGAUUCUCCUGGCCACUCUGCCAAGUAUGGCUCAUACAGCACCAUUGACUUGGAGGAAGGCAUUGUCAUCAACAUACAGCUAGUUCAGACCUUAAGAAGAAAAUUGUUGCAGCAUCCAAGCUUAAGGACUGUGCAGAGCUGGUCAAGUGGUGCAAGAGUCUGACCAACCACAUGUACUGGGUUGCAGCCUCCACACCAGAUGGGAAUGGAGAGGUGAUGUGGGCCAUAUGGGAGUCAGUCGAAAACCACAUCCACAAUGUCCACACCACUUUAUUUCCAACAUGUGCCCACAGCACCCUUGAAGGCAAUGAGCAGAAGAAGUGGUUGAAAGCAGGAUCAAAAGCCAGUGAGAAGAUGUCAGAUCUGAUACUCUCCAAACAGAUGGACAUCCCGAAGCUUUCCCCCCUCUUCCAGACUUCCCAGAUUGAGGCGUACCACAGCACCAUCAACCAUUUUGCCCCAAAGAUGGUUUCAUUUUCAUACCAUGGCAUGUAUUGUAGGCUAAUGAUGGCUGCCAUUCACUACAACGAGAAUGCAUCCAGGUCACAAGCUACUACUAGAGAUGGUGACCUGCAGUACAAGAUAAGUUUCCCAAAAUUUAAGCAGGGCGACUAUAGUGUUCGGAAGGUUACAGUGACGCCUACAUAACGAAUACACAUCCACACUGAUGAAGGAAACCCUAAAAUCAGCUACUGCGACAAUGCUGGAACCCAUUGCCUGCCUGCCAUCAGUGAAGCCACCUCCUCUGUGCAGCGCAUUCACGUACCCUGAAAAAGAAGAGGCAGUGUGUAAUUUCAAGUCACGGUUUUGUAGGAAGGAGACAAGUGUGUGACAGUUUAGACCUGUAGUAACUAGUUGGACUUGAUAGGAAAUGACAUUGUAUAUAUUGCUAUAGAUAGAUUAGUUGUAAACUUUCCUAGUACAUAUACAGUGUUUAGUUAUUGUAAAUUGAUAAGUUAGCAUAUUGUGUAUUUUACUCUAGUGACAUUUUGUAGAGACUUUGCGUGUAUAUAAACUCCUGUCCCCUCUUACCCUAUCCCUUGACUCUUUAAUGGGAACAUGAAAGCAGGGUCCACAUCCCCUUCCAUGGUUCAAAUUUAUUUUUGUAGCCGAUACUUUCCUUUUUAUAACUUGUGCAUUUUCAGCUCCUAAGUGCUUGUUACAAGAGAGCACAGCUUAAAUAAAGAUAGAUAAUGGGACUUUUUCUUUAAAUAUGAGAUGAUUGCAUUAAAUAAACAAAUUCUGCAAAAGAAA